AUGGCGGGUUCAGGCGUCUUCACUGUCACCGAUAACGACCUCUUCGACUACUUCCCCGAGAACAACGCCGGAAAAGACGAUGAGGGUUGUGUUCUUUCAGCUAAAGGCAGCAACUUUGUGUUCAAUUUGGACCAGAGUCUGCUCAUCGACGCAAGCUGUGUUGUGAUUGGUCAGGUGCUCGGAGAAGGGCCGCAGUCGAUUGUCUAUGAAGGAUUGUACAAUUCCAAGCCUGUCGCCGUGAAAAUCAUACAGCCAGACGAAACAGGUUUAAUCAAUCCUGAACGCAAGGAAAAGUUUCAGAGGGAGGUGACUUUACUGUCAAAGGCGAAACAUGACAACAUUGUGAAGUUUAUCGGUGCAUCUGUGGAACCAAUUAUGAUGAUAGUUACUGAGCUUAUGAGAGGUGGUACAAUUCAGAAGUACUUGUGGGGCACCCGCCCUGUAGUUCUGGACUUGAAGCUUUCAAUAAGUUUUGCUUUGGAUAUAUGUCGAGCUAUGGAAUACUUGCAUGCAAAUGGCAUCAUACACCGUGACUUGAAGCCAAGCAAUCUACUUCUUUCAGAAAACAAGAAGCAAGUGAAGCUGGCUGACUUUGGGCUUGCUAGAGAGCAGAUAGAAGGUGCAAUGACUAGUGAGGCUGGAACAUACCGGUGGAUGGCUCCUGAGUUAUUCAGCAUAGAACCAGUUCCGAAAGGUGCAAUGAAAGAGUAUGACCACAAGGCUGACGUGUACAGCUUCUCAAUAGUUCUGUGGGAGCUGCUCACGAACAAAACUCCAUUCAAGGGAAGAAAUAACAUAAUGGUGGCCUAUGCUACAGCUAAUAAUGUAAGACCUAACCUGGAGGACAUCCCCAAGGAGAUUACCCCUCUGCUGAAGUCCUGCUGGGCAGAGGACCCCAAGGACCGACCAGAAUUUAUGGAAGUCACAGAUUUUCUCUCCAAAUUCUACCAGGAACAUUGCUUAAAGGAGACCAAACCUCCUCCUAAGGCCAUUGAGACUGAAAGUAAUGAGAGGAACAUUGAGGAACAUAAUGAGAAGAGCAUUAAGGAAGAAGAAUCGCUGAGUACCUCCAAACCACAUGUGAAUGAGAAACUUGAAGAAGAGAAAUGGGUUAAAAGGCGCAAGAAGAGUUGGUCAUCUAGUUGGUUCUGUUUCUCUUGCUUAGCUCAUUGA
Messenger RNA from Fragaria vesca subsp. vesca, 1173 nucleotides. Its product is annotated as serine/threonine-protein kinase HT1-like. The transcript has 6 exons. Gene Ontology annotation, biological process: protein phosphorylation. The record is from RefSeq and is a predicted model, not a curated record. Lineage: Eukaryota; Viridiplantae; Streptophyta; Magnoliopsida; Rosales; Rosaceae. Bases 1 to 1173 code for a protein of 390 amino acids. Gene Ontology annotation, molecular function: protein kinase activity; ATP binding.